CUGAAAACUCACAGAAGUCUGGUUCUGAUGGGGGUGAGGAUUCUGGGAAUGUUUGGCCAGAGGUGGAUUUCCAGUUGGAGACAGAUUCAGAGGCUGACAGGCCUGAGCUAGAUUUCUCAAGGGAACCAAAGUCAGACUCUGAUCGGAAUGUAAUAAUUGCAGAUGUGGAGCCUCCUGACUCCCCUGCUUCUCCUGAGUUAGAUAGAAGAAGAACAAUUUGUCAACAAAGACAAGCAACUGAAUGGAGGCAUGUUCACAGCACCUCUUGACAGUGCGAGUACAUCAAUAGGUACCUCUCCAGUGGAAAGGUAACGCUCUCCAUGCAUUCAUGCCAGCCACAUGGCCUUGGAGGCAUCUACGGACAAUGCAGGCUCUUCAGUUUAGAAAUGAAGAUGAACACCACUUCCUAGAGCAGUGAUGGGCAACCUUUUGAGCUUGGUGUGUCAAAAUUCCAAAAAAACCUGAGCAUAACUUGGGUGGGGUGUCACUUCGAGAGAGAAAAACACACCAUAAUUUUGCAAUAUUUAUAGUUUAAAUAAGAAAAAUAUAUAAUCCAUGCUGAGUUAUGGAGUGAACAAUGCUCAAAUGUGCAGAUGUUAAAUUUGUAGAGCCUUUAACAAAUUUUAGGAUGGAAUUAGAUUGGCUCUUAUAAGGUAUACUUCUCUGUAUGCGGCUGCAUGUGUCUGCAUGUCAUCAAAAAUAGCCAUGCGUGUCAGUGCUGACACGUGUGUCAUAGGUUCACCAUCACGGUCCUAGAGUCACACAUGACUAGACUUAAUGUCAAGGGGAAACCUUUACUUAGUGCACCAUCGAUUGUAAUAGGCCCCUAAAUUUUGAAAAGUGAGGGAGAAGCUGGCUGGGAAGAGGGGGGCCAUUUUCCAUUACACAGCACUUAGAAGUAUUUAGAGUUUGAAGAACCAUACACAUUUUAGGUUUAAAGAACAAAACCUGGACACAAUAAGAGCAUAGGACCAGUCAUAUUUGGUCAAAUUUUCUGGGCUCUCCUGUACAAAUCACAUUAUACAUCUGCUACCCUGAAGAUAGUAAAAUAAAUGUAAUCACAGCAGCAACUGCCUUUUCAUUUCCUUCAGAUGCAGAAGGUUGUAUUUUUACUGAAUGAGUGCGGUUUCUUCAUGUCUUCAAAUCUACAGACUUUCCCCAGUAUUAAGAUGCACCGAAGUCCUGCUGAGUCAUUUUCAGAUUUAAAUAAGCAACGGAUUUAAGCACAAGCCAAGUAAAUGGGGCCUCUUCAAACUGGCAUAGCUCAUUUCCUCAACAUGUCUUAGCACAGGCAGUGAACACUCGCACACAACUGAAUUCCGAUCCUUGCAUAUAAUGGAGCUACACUACUUUAAAAAGAAAGUUUGUUCCAUCUGGGAUGCAGGCUGCAAGCACUGAAACCUCGCAGAAAGGCUGUUUUUUUGCAAAGCGUACAAUCAUGAGCACUGCAGGGAAAGUCAUCAAAUGCAAAGCUGCCAUAGUCUUUGAAGCUAAGGGACCACUUAAGGUUGUGGAAAUAGAAGUGGCCCCUCCAAAAGCACAUGAAGUUCGUGUCAAGAUUUUGGCUACUGGAAUCUGUCGCACAGAUGACCAUGCACUGAAUGGUACAAUACAAGUGAAGUACCCCACCAUUCCUGGCCAUGAAGCAGCUGGAGUUGUGGAGAGCAUUGGGGAAGGAGUUACCUGUGUGAAACCAGGAGAUAAAAUCAUCCCACUCUGUCUCCCACAAUGUGGGAAAUGCCGACCUUGCAAGAAACCUGAAGGCAACUUGUGCGAACAAACUGACUUUUUCAAAAACACAGGGUUAAUGUAUGAUGGCACUAGCCGAUUCUCUUACAAAGGUAAACCAAUUCACCAUUUUGCUAACACCAGCACCUUUACCGAAUACACCGUGGUGCAUGAGGAUUCAGUGGCCAAAAUUGAUCCUGCAGCCCCACCAGAGAAAGUCUGUCUGAUGGGCUGUGGCUUUUCCACUGGAUAUGGCGCUGCCACCAAAACUGCAAAGGUGACUCCUGGUUCGUCUUGUGCUGUUUUUGGUCUGGGAGGAGUUGGCCUCGCGGUGAUCAUGGGCUGUAAAGCGGCUGGAGCAUCAAGGAUCAUUGGGAUCAACAGAAGCAAGGGAAAGUUUGCCAAAGCUAAAGAGGUGGGAGCUACUGAGUGUGUCAGUCCUUUGGAUUUCAAGAAGCCCAUCCAUGAAGUGCUACUUGACAUGACUGAUGGGGAAGGUGUCGACUAUUCAUUUGAAGUGGUUGGAAGCACAGAGACCAUGAUUUCUGCAUUGGCUUCCUGCAACUUGAACUAUGGCACCAGUGUGGUUGUGGGAGCACCACCUUCAGCAUCUGAGAUGACUUUGUCUCCAACACUUAUUUUUACAGGACGCACUUGGAAAGGCUCUGUUUUUGGAGGCCUGAGAAGCAAACAUGAUAUUCCUGAGCUGGUUUCAGAAUUCAUGGAGAAAAAGUUCAAUCUGGAUCCACUAAUUACACAUGUUCUGCCUUUUGAUCAAAUCAAUGAAGGAUUUGAACUGCUCCGUAAUGGAAAAUGUAUUCGCACUGUCCUGAAAAUGUAAAGACCCUGUGGUGAAAAUACAAGAUAGCUGAAUUCCAGCAGACCUAUCAACUGCAAAUUACAUCAUGGAACAUCUGUGAAAAGAAUUGUAUAGUGUUGUAUUGCAAGUUGCAAUAAUUGUUAAUUCAUCAAUCAAUCUUAUCUUUCUGAGUGUGAAAUACAAAAUAACUCUAUCUUUUGAUUCAAACCUUAUACACAGUCUCCAGGGCAUUGAAAAUAUGAAUUCAGUAAAUUCUGGCAUUAGCUAAUGAAUAAAACUUUUCCCCAAUAACUGUUUCAUGCCUCUUUGUAAUUAAGGCUGCCUAAAGAUAGACCAUAGUGCGUGACUUCUCAUGACUACUGCUGUGCAACCUAGGAGGAGGACAACUACUACUCUAGUUAACCAACACAAUUCUGGCUUUAGGCUGCAAUCCUGAAAGUUUCCUUGAUCUCAGACACCUAUUUCUAAGUGGAUAAGCAUAGUAUUUCACUGUGGAUGAGUUUCUUGAAAUCAUUCUACAGAAGUAAAUGUGGUAAGUUUGCUCAUUGCUCUUAAGCAUAAUGUUAUAAAUGCUUGGUGAUGCAUAAAACUACAAUAAUUUUCUGGAAACUUACCAAUUUUUUAAAAGCUGUAAAUUUCUAAUAUAACUGAGAUACCAAUAGGAAUAAAGAAUAAAUAUUUUUCUCAAGGA
Molecule: messenger RNA, 3239 nt
Organism: Anolis sagrei ordinatus
Lineage: Eukaryota; Metazoa; Chordata; Lepidosauria; Squamata; Anolidae
Product: alcohol dehydrogenase 1A-like
Biological process (GO): retinoic acid metabolic process; retinol metabolic process
Cellular component (GO): cytosol
Molecular function (GO): zinc ion binding; all-trans-retinol dehydrogenase (NAD+) activity
Source: RefSeq, a predicted model, not a curated record